Messenger RNA from Eurytemora carolleeae, 5434 nucleotides. RefSeq names its product muscle calcium channel subunit alpha-1. Gene Ontology annotation, cellular component: voltage-gated calcium channel complex; membrane. NCBI's taxonomy places the organism in Eukaryota, Metazoa, Arthropoda, Copepoda, Calanoida, Temoridae. The transcript is spliced from 30 exons. Gene Ontology annotation, molecular function: high voltage-gated calcium channel activity; calcium ion binding. Bases 136 to 5385 code for a protein of 1749 amino acids. Gene Ontology annotation, biological process: calcium ion import across plasma membrane. The record is from RefSeq and is a predicted model, not a curated record.
AGAAAAAAAUGUAAAUCUACGGCAAACUUUGAAUUCUAUAUGCUACCCACCGCUCACCAAAUAAAUUAAUUUGGAGUGAACACAAAGAGCAGAAUACAGGACUUUUGUCUACAAGGAUAAUUAAACAAAAUCAAAAUGCUGAAACAGGUAUUUUUUGAACGACAUUUUUCCCAUGCCGAGUCCAGGGAACCAACCCCUUAUACUGAAGCAGAUCUAGUUCUACCUGAAGGAUACAAGUGGAAACUCGUGAUGGAUCAGGAAACGGAUUUUAGGAAGCUUCAGGAGGAAGUUGUAGCAGCCAAACCUAAAGCAGGGGCCAGGGUUGUUCUACCACCAGUAGAAAGGGCCCCACGUUCUAUUUACUGCUUCAAACUGAAGAAUCCUGUUCGUAAAGCAUGCAUUGCUCUCUCAGAAUCAAAAACUUUUGAACAUUUUAUCCUAGUGACGAUUUUAGCUACUUGUGUAUCUCUGGGUCUAAAUACCCCCUACCCAAACAAUGAUAGUGAUGAUACAAACAAGCUUUUAGAAGAUAUAGAGGUAAUUUUUAUGGUAAUCUUUACUGUUGAAUGCUUCGCAAAGAUAAUAGCCUAUGGUCUAUGGCAGCAUGAUGAAGCAUAUUUAAGGAAUACGUGGAAUUUUCUCGACUUUACAAUCGUUAUGAUCGGGUUCUUCGAUAUUUUUCUCUCAUCAAUGGAGAUUGAAGGAUUCGACGCUAAGGCUUUGAGGGCAUUUCGAGUUCUGAGGCCGCUUAGGCUUGUUUCUGGAGUACCAAGUUUACAGGUUGUGCUGAACGCUAUAGUGAUGGCUAUGAUCCCAUUGUUCCAUAUCGCCCUUCUAGUCUUGUUCGUCAUCAUCAUCUACGCAAUCAUUGGGCUGGAGAUGUUCAUGGGAGUCAUGCAUAUGGCUUGUUUCAGCAAUCAAACUGGGAAACUAGCCUCCAAUGAUCCUAGACCGUGUGGAGGUUCCUACCAGUGUGAUGAAAGUGCUGGUGAGGUGUGUAGAGAGUAUUGGGUUGGACCUAAUGAAGGGAUAACUAACUUUGAUAACUUUAUUCUGGCGAUGUUAACUGUGUUCCAGUGUAUUACACUGGAAGGGUGGACAGAUGUACUCUACUGGAUACAGGAUGCUAUGGGUAAAUCCUGGCAAUGGAGUUAUUUCCUGUCUUUAGUUGUUCUUGGAGCAUUCUUCGUUAUGAAUCUUAUCCUUGGUGUUCUAUCAGGAGAAUUCUCCAAGGAGAGAGCUAAAGCAACCAGCAGGGGCGUAUACCACAAAAAUAAACUCAGAGCACAGAUGGAAGACGACAUGAAGGGAUAUUUGGAUUGGUUAGCUCAUGCUGAGGAAAUAGAUCCAACAAACUACAGGAGAACGGAAGUGAAUAAAGCGGAAGUAGAAGAGGAUGUUAAAGAGGUUGGAUGGUUUGGAAGGUUUAGGGAGAGAAUGGAUAAUCUAAACCGUAGAGUUAAACCUAAAUGCAGGAAAGCUGUUAAAUCUCAGGCAAUGUUCUGGAUAGUUGUUAGUCUUGUAUUUUUAAACACAUGUGUUCAAGCAACAGAACACCAUAAUCAACCAGAUUGGUUAAGCAACUUUCAGGAAAUCACAAACAUUUUUUUCGUCAUUCUUUUCACAUUCGAGAUGCUGUUCAAGAUGUACGCUCUGGGUAUACAAUUCUACUUUAUCCCUCUCUUCAAUAGAUUUGAUUUCUUUGUUGUUCUCAGUUCUAUCCUAGAGAUGGGUCUGACAAUGUUUAAUGUUAUGCCCCCCCUAGGCAUGUCUGUGCUCCGUUGUAUCCGACUCCUUCGAGCAUUUAAAGUAACAAGAUACUGGAAAUCUCUUCAAAACCUUCUCCGAUCCUUGAUCAGCUCGAUCGAAGCCAUCGCUUCUCUUCUAGUUCUUCUCUUCCUAUUUCUGGGUAUUUUUGCUCUUCUUGGAUCACAACUCUUUGGAGGAAAGUUUAAAGAACGGAAAUUUCCCGGAGAACUGGAGUUGGAAAAGACUCGAAUGAAUUUUGAUUCAUUUUCCAACAGUUUGUUUUCCUGUUUCCAAGUUCUUACUGGAGAAGAUUGGAAUACGAUUUUGUAUGACGGAGUUAUGGCCUACGGAGGUCCCAAGAAACUAGGUUUAGUGGCUAGCCUGUACUUUAUCAUUCUCUUCAUCUUUGGUAACUAUAUUCUUCUUAAUGUUUUCUUGGCUAUUGCUGUUGAUAGUUUAGCUGGCGGGGAGGAGGAAGAAGUAGAAAAGGAUGAAGUAGUUGCAAGUCCACAAGAUGAAACAAUAGAAGAAGGAUUCGAGGAUACACUGGGGAAUGGUGAUAAUGAUGAGGAAAGAAGGGAUGAAGACGGAUCUGUAGAGCUGGACAAUCUGGAAGAAAAUGAAGGUGAUCCUGAACCUGAACCUGAUACCAAGAUCAGUGAUGACGAAGGGUUUGUGGAAGGAAAAGCGUCGGUGCAAGAACUGCGCCCUGAUUCAUCUGCAGAGAGUAAACAACCCAUCCCUCCAGGAUACGUUUUCUUCUUUCUCAGCCCAACCAAUCCGUUCCGUCUUGGAUGUUAUAACUUUAUCAAUCAUAGCAUUGUCAGUAAUUUUAUCCUUGUCUGUAUCAUGAUAUCCUCCGCAUCUCUGGCAGCAGAGGAUCCAAUGAAUGCUAACUCUAAACGGAACCGAGUUCUUGGAUAUUUUGAUUAUUUUUUUACAACAAUCUUCACUCUGGAGAUAACGUUAAAAGUGAUAUCCUACGGGGCAGUUCAGAAAGGGGGAUAUUGUAGAUCAGCUGCAAACCUACUAGAUAUCCUGGUAGUGGGGGUAUCCCUUGUAUCUAUUAUAUUUAGUUCAAGUGCUGGAGCUGUAUCUGUCCUGAAAAUCCUUCGUGUACUCAGGGUUCUCCGUCCUCUGAGAGCAAUCAACCGAGCUAAAGGAUUGAAAACAGUUAUUCAAGCAGUUAUAGUUUCCGUCUCCUCUAUACAGAAUAUAGUGAUGGUUACUCUUCUCCUCCAGUUUAUGUUCUCCGUUAUAGGAGUUCAACUGUUUAAAGGAAAGUUUAACGCCUGCACAGAUUUAUCUAAAACUACGGAGGAGGACUGCAAAGGACAGUUUAUCACGUAUGCUUACAGUGAUGUACGUAAACCUGUGGUUGUGGAGAGAGAAUGGGUGAGAUAUCCUUUUCAUUAUGAUAAUGUUGGGAGUGGGAUGCUAACUCUCUUCAUAGUUCAGACUUUUGAAGGUUGGCCCCAGAUACUUUAUACAUCUAUUGAUACAUAUGAUGAGGACGUUGGACCGGUGUUUAAUAAUCGUCCGAUUAUAUUCAUCUUUUACAUGGUUUACAUUAUUAUCCUCGCAUUCUUCAUGAUCAAUAUUUUUGUUGGUUUUGUUAUCGUCACUUUCCAACGAGAAGGUGAAGCCCCUUAUGCUGACUGUGGCCUAGAUAAGAACCAAAGAAACUGUGUUGAUUAUGUUCUUAAUAUUGAACCAGCCAGACUUUUUAUACCCAAACAUCCGGUUCAAUAUAAAAUCUGGUCUUUUGUGACCAGCCCUUUUUUUGAAUAUCUUGUAUUUGCUGCUAUCUGUAUUAACACCCUGCUGCUAGCUAUGGGGUUCUACGAUCAGCCUGAGCUAUACACUGAGUUCCUGGACGUCAUGAACCUUGUAUUCACAACCUUCUUCACCUUCGAGUUCACUGUCAAGCUAGCUGGAUUCGGGUUCAAAGAGUACUUUGCAGAUCCUUGGAACACAUUUGAUUUUGUAAUCGUCAUAGGAUCCUUCCUGGAUAUUGCAAUGGCAAAUCUUCUUGAAGGAGGAGGUGCUAGUAUCUCUAUGCUUAGAUUAUUCCGUGCUCUCCGUCUAGUUAAACUACUAGCUAAAGGAGAGUCUAUCCGACAGCUUCUCUACACCUUUAUCAAAUCCUUCCAGGCUCUUCCAUACGUUGCUCUUCUUAUAGCCCUCGUAUUCUUUAUCUACGGAGUUGUUGGGAUGCAAGUUUUUGGAAAAAUUGCUCUUAAAGAUCAUACAGCAAUUCAUUCAAACAAUAAUUUUCAAACUUUUGAGCAAAGUAUCCUGGUUCUGUUCCGAUGUGCUACUGGAGAAGUGUGGCAGGAUAUUAUGAUGUCCUGUGUUAAGACACCUGAUGUUACCUGUGAUCCGUUGAGUGACGAGGCUGGGAAUCCGGAGGGAUGUGGAUCCAACCUCGCGUAUCCGUACUUCGUCACCUUCUUCGUGAUGACCUCUUUCCUCAUCCUCAAUCUCUUCGUGGCGGUCAUCAUGGAUAACUUUGACUACUUAACCCGGGACUGGUCUAUCCUAGGAGCACAUCACCUGGAUGAGUUUGUGAACCUCUGGUCUGAAUAUGAUCCUGAUGGAAAGGGAAAAAUAAAACACAUGGAUGUUGUUACUCUUCUUCGUAAGAUAAAUCCUCCAUUAGGAUUUGGUAAGUUGUGCCCCCCUCGUGUAGCCUGUAAGCGCCUGGUUGCAAUGAAUAUGCCCCUAAACGAUGAUGGUACAGUAGAGUUCAAACCAACACUGUUUGCUCUGGUGAGAACCUCUCUAAGUAUAAAGAUGGAGGGAGCACUGGAUGAGGCUAACGAUGAUCUCAGGAAAACGAUGAAAAAUAUCUGGAAGAAACAGGCCAAUGAUAAAAUGCUAGAUUUACUAUUACCGCAGUCUGGAGAAGGGAUAGGCUCCGAGAUAGCUGUAGGAAAACUAUACGCUUCUAUACUUAUACAAGAUUGCUUUAGAAGGUUUACAAAGAAGAAGUUUGAACGCGAGAGUAGAGAGAAAAAAUCUGCUUUGGCAAACACCAACAUGGCUCUGUUAGCAGGACUCAGGCAACUGCAUGAAUCAGGUCCUGAGUUAAAGCGUACAAUUAGCGGACAACUAAACCAAAUGAUUGAUACAGAGGAUCCGACAGUUAGAAGAACUAUUCCAUUCUUCGGAGCAGUAGGUCCAUAUGUCAAGCUGCGACGACCGAACCGACCCCACGACGUCGCCCUGUUUGACCCUGACCUCCGGUCCCCUAAAGGUCGUGUGGUCAGUUUCCGAGAGGCGGAUGACACCCAUCUGACGAGAUCCCUGCGCUACUCUGAGCUGGGAAAGGAAAGGCCAGGGGAGAAACUGAUCAAGAGAGCGCUCACCAGCGAAGGACUAGGAAGGUAUUGUGAUGAACAGUUUAUAAAGGCGGAGAUGGCGGAGGCAAUUAACAUGACCCCGUCAGAGUUUGAUGUAGUUGCCGGUCAACUUCUUCAGGCGGAGGAGCGAGGGGAACUCCAGCUGCCAAUGGCGAAUAGAUCCGCCUAUUCACAUAUAUUAUUUCAAGAUUAUGAUCCAAUGGAAGCUGUCCAGAGGAACCUACCUCAACCCUCCCCACCUUCUAGAAGAAAACGAAAGCGUUUAUUGUAAUUUUUUACCUAAUUUUAUAACAAAAUAUAAAUACUCUUUCAUCGUCUUC